Molecule: messenger RNA, 435 nt
Organism: Rotaria socialis
Lineage: Eukaryota; Metazoa; Rotifera; Eurotatoria; Philodinida; Philodinidae
Source: the annotation of a GenBank genome assembly
AUGAUACCUUCCAUAAUUCUAACAUCAUCAAGUGAAUCAACAACAGGUCCUCAACGUGAUACCAUUAUUAAUGAUGUAACAAGCAGCUCUUCACAUUCAAAUGAUGAAGAUUUUCUUGAUAAUACAGAAAUGAUCAUAAAAAGAGAACAAAAAACACAUUUAAACAAGAUGCAACCGAGCAACACUUCUGGUAUUCUGCUGUGUCUGGCUCUUGUUGCGGCUAGUUUGGAAAGUUGUCUAAAUUUGGGAAGCGCUGCCAACUUUACGAUAAUCGGUGCAAGCUCAGUUAUCAAUGCUGACUUGACUGUAAUCAACGGCAACGUAGCCAUCAGUCCAGGUAUCACGUUGACUGGUUUCAAUCCAUUUGGUGUGAUCAACGAUGUCACUACAUUGGGUACUAGUGUCGCUGGACAAGCGCAAAAUGACGGGUGUUGA